Molecule: messenger RNA, 2108 nt
Organism: Carica papaya (papaya)
Lineage: Eukaryota; Viridiplantae; Streptophyta; Magnoliopsida; Brassicales; Caricaceae
Product: putative nucleoredoxin 1
Molecular function (GO): thioredoxin-disulfide reductase (NADPH) activity
Source: RefSeq, a predicted model, not a curated record
AAAAGCAUUUACUAGGCACGGUCUCUCUCUCUCUCUCUCUCUCUCUCUCUCUCUCUCUCUAUAAAUACACACAUGGCCAGUCUCUGGAUACGUACUACAAAGCUAGUCUUCCCUCACUUCCUCGUCCCUUCUCCUGUUUCUUCAACAUUUCAGACCCUCCGCAAGUAAAGAAAACAGAAGCAAAGAGCAUCGGAGAAAAUGUCGGAUAAUGAAAAUCAAGUUCCUGAGAUGAUCAACGGUGACUCCCACGACAUACGCUCCCUUCUUUCUUCUCCGGAGAGGGACUUUCUUGUUCGUAACAACGGUCAACAGGUUAAAAUCGAUAGCCUGAAGGGGAAGAAACUUGGAUUAUACUUUUCUGCACAUUGGUGUGGCCCAUGUCAGCGUUUCACCCCUCGAUUGGUUGAGGUGUAUGAUGAACUCUUCCCAAAAGGUGAUCUUGAGGUUGUUUUUAUCUCUGCUGAUGAAGAUGAUCAUUCAUUCAAUGAAUACUUUUCUGUAAUGCCCUGGCUUGCUAUCCCAUUUAGUGAUUCAGACACACGUAACCGCUUGGAUGAAUUGUUCAAAGUGAGGGGAAUUCCCCACCUUGUAAUCCUUGAUGAAAAUGGGAAAGUUGUGAGUGAUGAUGGGGUGGGAAUCGUUCGAGAGUAUGGAGUGGAAGGGUUCCCUUUCACCCUGGAAAGAGUGAAAGAAUUAAAAGAGGAAGAAGAAAAAGCCAAAAGAGAGCAAUCUUUGCGGUCUCUCCUAGUAUCACAUUCACGGGACUUUGUAAUUUCACCUGAUGGAAGCAAGAUGGCUGUAUCCGAACUUGAAGGGAAGACGGUUGGUCUGUAUUUCUCAGUGUCUUCGUACAGACCAUGUAUUGAUUUUACCGCAGAACUUGUGGAGGUUUAUAAGAAACUAAAAGAAGAAGGAGAGAGCUUUGAGAUUGUGUUAAUAUCUCUGGAUGAUGAGGAAGAAUCAUUCAAACAAGCUUUUGAAAUCAUGCCUUGGUUUUCCUUGCCCUUCAAGGACAAAUUAUGCGAUAAGUUAAUUCGGUAUUUUGAGCUCUCAACCAUUCCCACUUUAGUUAUUAUUGGGCCUGAUGGAAAGACUGUUCAUUCCAAUGUUGCUGAGGUGAUUGAAGAGCAUGGAGCUAUUGCAUACCCUUUUACCCCAGAAAAGUUUGCAGAGCUUUCAGAGAUAGAGAAAGCAAAGCAGGCAGCUCAAACACUAGAGUCGGUUUUGGUUUCAGGUGAUCGAGACUAUGUCAUUGAUAAAGAAGGGACUAAGAUUCCUGUGUCUGCUUUGGUGGGAAAGAACAUUCUAUUGUACUUCUCAGCCCAUUGGUGCCCUCCAUGCCGUGCUUUUUUGCCAAAACUCAUUGAAGCAUACCACAAAAUUAAGGAGAAAGAUGAAGCAUUUGAAGUAAUUUUUAUCUCUAGCGAUAGAGAUCAAUCCUCAUUCGACGAGUUCUUUAGAGGCAUGCCUUGGCUGGCACUUCCCUUUGGUGAUGCAAGGAAGGCAUCCUUGGGUCGUACAUUCAAGGUUGUCGGUAUCCCUAUGCUUGUGGCCCUUGGACGAACUGGUCGAACUGUUACCAAAGAAGCUAGAGAUCUAAUUAUGAUGCAUGGGGCUGAUGCUUAUCCGUUCACUGAGGAACAACUGAAGGAGAUUGAGGCACAGUAUGAGGAAAUGGCAAAGGGGUGGCCUGAGAAGGUAAAGCAUGCUCUCCAUGAUGAGCACGAACUUUUGCUGACUCGCCGCAGGAUCUAUACGUGUGAUGGAUGUGGGGAAACGGGUCAUGUAUGGUCAUUCAACUGUGACGAGUGUGACUUUGAUCUUCAUCCCAAGUGUGCGCUGGAGGAAGAUAAAGGAAGCAAAGAUGAGACAGAGCAGGAGGGUAAUACCAAAGAAGGUUGGAUAUGUGAUGGAGAGGUCUGCACGAGAGCUUGAGAAACAUCUGUUUCUAAGACUUCAGCUUGAGAUACUCCGUUUGGUUAUUGGUUCUGGUUUUGCCUUGUACCUUUGGUGUGUUGGUUAUGUAAUAACAUUUCCAUGUCUGGAAAACUUGUGUUGGUAAGGUAUGCUUAAUGGCGUAUAAAUUAUAUUUUGAUUCAACCACUGAA